Miscanthus lutarioriparius is the source of this 1959-nucleotide messenger RNA. The record is from the annotation of a GenBank genome assembly. NCBI's taxonomy places the organism in Eukaryota, Viridiplantae, Streptophyta, Magnoliopsida, Poales, Poaceae.
AUGCCGGCGUCGAGCUCGUCGUCGACGGAGAUCGGGAUGGAGCCCCAGUCGGCGCCGGCGGUCGGGGAGGCCGGGUGGGUCGCCAUCGCCGAUUCGCCUAGGGGGUUGUUCCUCCUCUGGCCCGAGAUUCGCCCAGGCGGCUGGUGGUGGUACUACGACUCCGAAUACAACUGGACACGGGAGCUGAAACGCCGAAACGCUAUAUUGACCAAUGAGAAGGAUGAACUAGAGCGUAGGGCGCGGCGGUUGGAGCACCAAAAGAAUGACCUGCAGAAGCAACUGGAUGAGAGGAGGAGGGAUGCGUAUGUGUCCUCAAGAAAGGUCUCAACACUAGAGUACAGGGUGCGGAAAUUGGAGCAUCAAAACACGAAUUUGUCCUGUGAGCUGGUGAAGCAACAGGAGGACACGAGGAGGGAUGCGUAUGUGUCCUCAAGAAAGGUCUCAACACUAGAGUACAAGGUGCGGGAAUUGGAGCAUCAAAACACCAAUUUGUCCCGUGAGCUGCAGAAGCAAUUGGAUGAGAGGAGGAGGGAUGCAGUACAGGGUGCGGGAAUUGGAGCAUCAAAACACCAAUUUGUCCGUGAGCUGGUGAAGCAACAGGAGGACACGAGGAAGGCGGGCUUGCUAUUCAUGAAUGCUGCUGACAAGUACCAAGAAGAAGCAAGGAAUCAACUUAGGGAAAAGGUAGAGGAAUUGGCGAACAUGAGGAAUGCAGGCCUACUAAUAAUGAAUACCGCUGAUGCAUACCAAGAGGCGGCAAGGAAGCAAGUUAAGGAAAAGGUGGGGGAAUUGGAGGACACAAGGAAGGCGGUUCUUGUGCUGAUGAACGCAGCCGAUACAUACCAACGAAUGGCAAACAAGAAAAUUAAAGAUAUGAAGGAGGAAUUGAAGGUCAUUGGGGCCCAGAAAGCAGAGAUGGAUGCAAGGGCAGCAUCUUUGGAGGGUGAUUAUGACAAGGUGAAGGAUGAAAAUGAAAAGCUUAGGCUGAAGGUUGAGAGGCUCAUGAUGGAAUUGGGUGUCUUCACUGAGGCAAAAGAUGCAGCUGCAAACUCAUGUAAUACUGAGACACCAGAAAUCAUGAAGGAAUUGGAAAAUCUUGAAACAAAGGUGGAGGAAACUCAAGCUAGCAUGGAUUUGGUGAAAGGUGAAAAUGAUAAACUUCGGCCGGGUAUUCUUUUAAGGGAACAGGAGGGGUGGUACUACACCUCCGAAUACAACUGGACGCGGGAGCUGGAGCGCCGAAACACUAGACUGACCAAUGAGAAGGAUGAACUGGAGCGUAGGGCGUGGCGGUUGGAGCGCCAAAAGAAUGAGCUGCAGAACCAACUGGAUGAGAGGAGGAGGGAUGCGUAUGUGUCCUCAAGAAAGGUCUCAACACUAGAGUACAGGGUGCGGGAAUUGGAGCAUCAAAACACCAAUUUGUCCGGUGAGCUGGUGAAGCAACAGGAGGACACGAGGAAGGCGGGCUUGCUAUUCAUGAAUGCUGCUGACAAGUACCAAGAAGAAGCAAGGAAUCAACUUAGGGAAAAGGUAGAGGAAUUGGCGAACAUGAGGAAUGCAGGCCUGCUAAUAAUGAAUACCGCUGAUGCGUACCAAGAGGCGACAAGGAAGCAAAUUAAGGAAAAGGUGGGGGAAUUGGAGGACACAAGGAAGGCGGUUCUUGUGCUGAUGAACGCAGCCGAUACAUACCAACAAAUGACAAACAAGAAAAUUAAAGAUAUGGAGGAGGAAUUGAAGGUGAAGGAUGAAAAUGAAAAGCUUAGGCUGGAGGUUGAGAGGCUCAUGAUGGAAUUGGGUGUCUUCACUGAGGCGAAAGAUGCAGCUGCAAACUCAUGUAAUACUGAGACACCAGAAAUCAUGAAGGAAUUGGAAAAUCUAGAAACAAAGGUGGAUGAAACUCAAGCUAGCAUGGAUUUGGUGAAAGGUGAAAAUGAUAAACUUCGGCCGGGUAUUUUUUAA